Molecule: messenger RNA, 1623 nt
Organism: Fonsecaea erecta
Lineage: Eukaryota; Fungi; Ascomycota; Eurotiomycetes; Chaetothyriales; Herpotrichiellaceae
Exons: 1
Coding region: 1-1623 (540 amino acids)
Source: RefSeq, a predicted model, not a curated record
AUGAAUCCUCAUAGCCUGCAGCCGUAUGAGUACGAGUUGUCGAGGACGAGCACGCACACAUCAGACGAAACAGACGAUCCGUUACUUUACUUCGACCCCGAUUCGGACCACGAUGAUUUCCAUACCCAUUUACUGCCGGGCCAGACUGUGUCGGGUCGGGCCCAACGAGGAGUUUCUUCCCAACUCAUCUCCCUAGCCCCUGCUUGGCUGCGCAAACAGUAUCUUCUCCGCCGACCCCGAUCGAGAUCAAAACGACUUCCCCGCCGAUAUGUCUGUACGCCUCGAUCGUUCCUUCGAAAAUUCGCUUUGUUUUGUUAUGUAUUCUUCACCACCAUCGCUGCCAUCGUUAUCGUGGGAGGUGUCUUUUUCCCCGGUUACACUCACCUCCCACCCCACUAUAAAGCAUUAAGACAAAGGGCAUUGGCCUCCGAGAUCCCAGGGCGGAUAAAUGUGCAAAAUCAAAAAGUGUUUCUUGCAGCGAGCAUCUACGACAAAGGCGGCAGGCUUCUGGGUGGAGAUUGGGCGGAAAACGUGCUGGAGCUGAUCCAGUUACUGGGACCACAGAACGCAUUUCUUUCGAUAUAUGUCAACGAUUCCGGUCCAGAAGCGAAAGAGGCGUUGGGGGAACUUGAGAAGCGGGUGCCGUGCGACCACGCCUUGGUGUUCCAGGACCACUUGAGCAUCGACAACCUCCCCCAUAUCCGUAUCCACGGACAAGAACGCGUGAAGCGCAUCGAGUAUCUGGCUGAGGUUCGAAACCGAGCGUUGAGACCGCUGGAAGGUUCAAACACCACGUUCGACAAACUCCUCUACCUCAAUGACGUCGUCUUCCAUCCGAUCGACGCUGCCCAACUACUUUUCUCCACGCAUACUGUGGCCGACGGCGUCACGGACUACAGGGCCGCCUGCGCGGUUGAUUUCAUCAACCCUUUCAAAUUUUACGAUACUUUUGCAACCAGGGAUGCCGAAGGAUACAGCAUGGGACUUCCCUUCUACCCAUGGUUUGCGGCUGGUGGUGACGAGACCAGCCAUCAAGAUGUCCUGGACGGCAAAGACGCAGUCAGAGUUAGGAGCUGUUGGGGCGGGAUGGUUGCGUUCGAUGCAGAAUUUUUCCAACCACGACCUGGCAGACCAGAGCUGAUAACUGCGGGCAACCAGAGCCCUAGCAAUCUCUCCACACCUUACCGCUUUCGUGCAGAGAAGGAUCUCUACUGGGAUGCGUCGGAAUGUUGCCUCAUCCAGGCCGACAUUCAGAAUCCCGAACCUGGAAAUUCGGGCAUCUACAUGAACCCUUUUGUUCGAGUGGCGUACGACUCCACAACCCUUUCGUGGCUGGGCUUUACCCGACGUUUCGAGCGCCUGUAUACCCCUAUCCAUUGGUUAAUUGACCUUUUCACGAACAAACCAAAGUUCAACCCUAGACGACACGAGGAACCAUGGCAGCAGGUGCAGGAGACGGUGUGGGUUGCAGAUGAGAGGAUGCCCCCAAACAAUGGGUCAUUCCACCAAGUGACGCGGAUAGCUUCACAUGCAGGCUUCUGCGGCCGCCGAGGGUUGGCGGUUAUCAAGGAAAACAUCAUGGAAGGAGAAAGAAACUGGGAAUUCGUGCCAGUGCCUUCAUGA